GGGCCCCAUUGUGGGAUCUGUGCACGCGGUCAGGGGAGCUGUUCGAAGCUCCAGCCCUCCCCUCCCUCCCCAGUGCUGUGCGAGGGCUGUCACCUCAGUCCUCCUGCGGCUAUUCUGGGCUGCUGUCUGAUCUCCCUCUCUUUCCCAGUCCCUGCUUCAGCCCUUCUGCUGAGAGGAGCCGGGUGGGAGAAGGCCAGGCCAGUUACGUAAGCCUGUGGCUGGGACCCCGGGCGGCCAGGCUGGAGAGCAGGUGCUUAGCCCCUCCCUCACCACCAACAGUGAAAAUCUCCCGCUGGAGCCCAGCCUGGGGGUGGCCCAGCAUGGAGGCAGCCAUGGCUCUGGAGGUGGCCUUGGGAUCCACACUGAAGGUGAAAGAAAUGAGCCCAGCCGAUGCUGAAGGACCCCCAGCUUCAUCUCAACAAGAGUCCGGCAGCCCCAUUCCCCAGCUCCUGUCCCCAAUAGAAGAGCACCCCAAGAUCUGGCUACCACGGACCCUGAGGCAGACCUAUAUCUGCAAGGUUGGAGACACUGUGAACCUACAAAUCCCAUUCCAGGGCAAACCCAAACCUCGAGCCACCUGGAAACAUGAUGGCUGUGCCUUGGAUGCCAGCCGUGUGAGUGUGUGGAAUGGGGAGCAGGACUCCAUCCUCUUCAUCUGAGAAGCCCAACGUGCUGACUCGGGUCGCUACCAGCUCAGUGUGCAGCUGGGAGAGCUGGAAGCCACUGCCACCAUUGACAUCCUGGUGAUUGAGAGGCCAGGUCCUCCGCAGAGUAUCAAGUUGGUGGACGUUUGGGGCUCUAGUGCUACUCUGGAGUGGACACCUCCCCAAGACACAGGCAACGCGGCACUCCUGGGAUACACCGUGCAGAAGGCUGACACAAAAUCUGGGCUGUGGUUCACGGUGCUGAAGCGUUAUCACCGCACCAGCUUCACGGUCUCCAACCUCAUCGUGGGCAACUCCUACGCAUUUCGAGUCUUUGCUGAGAACCAGUGUGGGCUCAGUGAGACUGCUCCCAUCACUGCUGACCUUGCCCACAUCCAGAAAGCAGCGACUGUUUGCAAGACCGAGGGGUUUGCGCAGCGAGAUUUCUCUGAAGCCCCAAAGUUCACCCAGCCUUUGGCAGACUGCACCACGGUCACUGGCUAUGACACCCAGCUCUUCUGCUGCGUCCGCGCCUCUCCCAAGCCAAAGAUCAUCUGGCUGAAGAACAAGAUGGAAAUCCAAGGCAACCCCAAGUAUAGAGCUCUCAGUUACCUGGGAAUCUGCUCUUUAGAAAUCCGCAAGCCUGGUCCCUUUGACAGGGGCAUCUACACCUGCAAGGCGGUUAACCCCCUGCGGGAGGCGUCUGUAAACUGUCGGGUGGAUGUGAAAGCUCCUCAUUGAGGCUCCCCGAGAGGAUUAGUGCAACUCUGACAAAGGUAAGGAAAGAGGGCCCAGGGUUCUGAAUGGAGUAAGUCAUGUUUAUGGCUAGUGUUGAGUCUGGGACAGAUACGUAUUCCUGGGCCUUUCAACCAUGCAGUCACUGGUGACUACUUUCCUUUUAACCCCUUUUUUUGGUAAGCUCCUACUCUCAUCUCCGUGGAAGUAGUUUAUCAUAGAUGGUACUACUUUUGUCACAUCCUCUAUCUAUCUGUACUCAAGUUGAUGAUGGGUAUUAAACCUAAUGGUCUUCUGAAAAGGAGUGACAGCAUCUACCUAACUUUAAGCAAGUUCUGUGGGAGGGAGGCGGGCAGGUGCUAUAAGAAAAGGCA
Messenger RNA from Ailuropoda melanoleuca (giant panda), 1753 nucleotides. RefSeq names its product myosin binding protein H like (gene MYBPHL). Gene Ontology annotation, molecular function: protein binding. NCBI's taxonomy places the organism in Eukaryota, Metazoa, Chordata, Mammalia, Carnivora, Ursidae. The record is from RefSeq and is a predicted model, not a curated record. The transcript is spliced from 8 exons.